This is a messenger RNA of Coccidioides posadasii C735 delta SOWgp, 1884 nucleotides long. RefSeq lists its product as uncharacterized. NCBI's taxonomy places the organism in Eukaryota, Fungi, Ascomycota, Eurotiomycetes, Onygenales, Onygenaceae. The record is from RefSeq and is a predicted model, not a curated record.
UGAAGAUCCAACAGUGUUUCUCUGGAUAAUCACUUCCUGUUUUUUUCCUUCGUCUCUCUCUAUCCCUACAGACAUAUACACCUUUAUAAGGGAUUUUGCUGUGGGCGAGCACCCCACUUGAAUCUUGAGGGAAUGGCGCGGCCGGCCCCAAAUUUCAAUAGUAUUGUCCAUUCUCCUCCAUUUACUUUCCUCGUCGGCCCCGACCAUAUCAAACUCACUAUCCAGUCUGGCCUUGCCCGCCAUGUCUCCCAACCGUUGGAUGAGUUGAUGAACAAUGGCCACACUCGCGAGUCGAGGCACCAUAUUGCCGUCCUAGAAGAGGAAGAUGUCGAGACCUUUGUUGGAUUUUGUGAAUUUGCCUACACAGGUGAUUACACAGUUCCAAAUCGAAGAAAAGGUAUGGAAUCGACACCGGCCCAUGGUGCACCGUUCGGUGGACCGGCGAUGAUGAAUCCUAUUCCCCCGCCUGCGCCAUCUCCGCCGCGAACGCCGGCCUUGGGAGAAGAGAUGGGUGUGAACCCAGAGGGUGGUGAUGACGCCGGCGCCCAGAAUGAUGGAGCUGAGGGAAUGCCAGACUCUGGGAAGAAAGGAAAAAAGGGGAAAAACAAGAAAAAGAGAGGUGGAAAGUCGUUUGAUGAAGGUGCGGCAUCGGCUUUGACUCCACCCAGCACCCCACCACCCAUGGCUGAAGGAGAAGAGCAAAAAGAUGAAACAAAGGAAGAAGAGAAUGAGGGAGAAAACCAAGGUGGCCAGGAGGCUACUCAGGGCGGGGGCCCGUUCGACCAGGACCCUUCGCAGCAGGUUGAUGCCUCGAGACCGAAACCUCUCCGACCCGAGCCCCAGAAUCCUUUUCUAUUCGCCCGUCGCUCUAGCGUUACCCUCUGGGAUGAGUUCACUUCUCUCCAGUAUGGUGAACAGCAGUACCACUCAGCCAUGGGGCUUCCGUCGCCCAUCUUACGCAGCGUUUCCUCAUACAGCAACGAAACUGGCCAGGAGCCCUACGUGCUUUUCCAUGCAAAGCUUUAUGUCUUCGCAUCCCGCUAUCUUAUCCCCACUCUCGCCCAGCUCUGCCUGACUAAAUUGCAUCGCGACCUUAUCUGUUAUCCUCUGACAACCUCUUCUGCCGACAAUGCCGGACCAACCAAUGUCCCCAAGAUUCUCGAGCUUCUCCAUUUCGCAUACACCAGCACCAAACGUGAGGAUCCGGCAUUCGCUCCCGCCAAUGCUCCCCCAGCCCGCGACAAUCAACUCCGCAAUCUCGUAACGCACUUUGCUGCAUGCAAGGUCAGGGAGCUGGCAGGUUACCAACCACCCGAUUACUCUCCGGCCUCAUACACCUCACCAGAAAUGGGUCUUGACGGCAAAGAUACCAGUGCCUUUGGCCUCAUGAUCCCUCCCAACCUUGGGUUCCGUGAUCUCCUCGAUGGUAUUGGUGAAAUGGCUUCCGAUCUCGUGUAUCGCAUGAUGUGAUUGCUUUAACGUACGUUCGCUCGGGCAUCUUUGCACCUUGUUCUUCAAACCUCUUUGCUUCUAUCCAAAGUCAUGAAUCGUUAGCGGGAAACUACAAGCAUAGGUAACUCUGGAGUUCCGGGCAGUAAUAUGAUGAUGUGGGAUGAUUUGACUCGAGCUUCUAAAUCUUCUGCUGUGCUUUGAUUCUUUCUUUUAUUUCUCUCUUUCUUUUCUUUUCUUCUCUUUUCUUUUUUUUUUCCCUUUUGUCCCUUCAUGUGUCUAUUGUACCUGAUCUUCGGCUUUUCAGAUUGUUUCACUCUCCUUGUUAUUUCCAAACACUGUGUUCCUCAUUGCAUUGCUCUUUUUGACAUUCUAUUUCGCUUCUGCUGCUUCCCUAUUUCUAUUUGCAUAUGCAUUAUAUCAGACUCACCAUAA